Papaver somniferum (opium poppy) is the source of this 1359-nucleotide messenger RNA. Its product is annotated as folate transporter 1, chloroplastic-like. Gene Ontology annotation, molecular function: folic acid transmembrane transporter activity; FAD transmembrane transporter activity. Gene Ontology annotation, biological process: nucleotide transport; folate import into mitochondrion. Lineage: Eukaryota; Viridiplantae; Streptophyta; Magnoliopsida; Ranunculales; Papaveraceae. The record is from RefSeq and is a predicted model, not a curated record. The transcript is spliced from 10 exons. The coding region runs from base 213 to 1151 and encodes 312 amino acids.
UUCACCCAAAGGCCCAGCCGUUAUUUCCGCCCCGAAUGAAAUUUUCGCAUAAAAAUUGAAAAGUUCAAACCACAAAAAGACUUUCUGUUAGAAAUUUGAAUUACAAGUUUCAGUCCUACCAAGUUCUUCAGCGACACAUCAUUGGUCGGAAAUAGAAGUUGAUGAUGAUCUAAUUUACAAGAAGAACAAAAGAUAGAGGGGAAAGUGAAACAAUGUCUGGGAUGAGUAAAAAUCUAGGGCAUUGGCAAUGGGAAGAAGCAGCUUCUGGAGCCGUUGCUGGAUUCACUACUGUUGCAUCUCUUCAUCCCCUUGAUGUUGUUCGUACUAGGUUUCAAGUAAAUGAUGGAAGAGUUACCCAUAUUCCACUCUAUAAGAACACUGUAAAUGCUCUUCUCACUAUUGGUCGAACCGAGGGCUUGAAGGGGCUUUAUGCAGGUUUUCAUCCAGCAGUUCUUGGGUCAACAGUUUCUUGGGGUUUGUAUUUCUUCUUCUACAAUAGAGCUAAACAACGGUACUCUAAAGGUGGAAGUGAAAAACUGAGUGCCGGGUAUCAUCUUGUUUCUGCAGCUGAAGCUGGUGGUUUGGUAUGUUUGUGCACGAAUCCAAUUUGGCUUGUUAAAACAAGAUUACAACUUCAAACACCGCUUCAUCAAACUAGGCCUUAUUCCGGGUUUUAUGAUGCCUUAAGAACCAUAUUGAGAGAGGAAGGAGUGUCUGCCCUAUAUAAAGGGAUGGGACCAGGGCUCUUGCUUGUAAGCUACUAUUAUUAUGUUUCUCAUGGUGCUAUUCAGUUCACUGUUUAUGAGGAGCUCCGUAAACUUCUUCUUGGCUUUAAGGGUAAAGAAGGCAAAACCAACAUCCCUGAUGAUAAAUUAUUGAAUUCAAUUGAUUACGUAAUGCUAGGGGCAUCUUCUAAAGUAUCUGCUAUGCUUCUGACGUAUCCUUACCAGCAACGACCUGGUAACGAUGGAACCCCAAAAUACAUGAGCAGCUGGCACGUUGUAAAGGAUACUGUGCGGUUUGAGGGGUUUCCUGGUUAUUACAAAGGCAUCACGUCAAAUCUUCUAAAAAAUGUCCCUGCCGCUUCAAUAACAUUUGUUGUGUACGAGAACGUCCUCAACAUCUUUAAGCGUGCAAGAAGGAAAGAUUGAGGUGUUUUCUGCUUCAUUGGUUUGCCAAAAUAUUUUUAGCAGCAUGUAUACAAUUCCUUUUAACAAUGAAAGGAAACAGUUUAUAGGGAAAGAAAGAAUAAAAUGUAUAUGGUUUAUUCACUGGCUUUCUGCUAGUGAUGUAGUACCUUGUAACUGCCGAAACCGCAUUUGCAAAAUGAAAUUUUGAUACAGACUCAGCCAUGUAUUA